GACGCUGUGAUGGCCUCUACUCUUUGAGACUGUCAGUGUGGGCUGGGUUGUUAAUGCUAUUGGACGGUAUCUCACAAUCUCUUCAUGGGAAUAUAAGUUCGUGAUCUCUUCGAGGAGUUGUAUAUCUGUCAGUUUUCAGCUCAUAUUUUGAUGCACAACUUACUCAGAUGGAGCUGCUACAUACAAGGGGAGGCUGCCCAGGCAUAUCAUCAAAACAAAUGUGCAUAGUGUUACACAGAUACCAGGAUCAUGGAUUCAGCUGAUUUAGUGACUGAAACACUUUCAUUUCUUGAUGAAGCAGGAUAAAUAUGGAAACAUCUUCAGAAAAGUCAUCCAAGGCUUUUUCUACUCCUUUGGAGAUUUGUAGCAGUGAUGGAACAACUGUUGUAACAACAUGCAAACAAGAAACAGACAUUGAAUUAUUUAAUACCUGUGAAACGACAGUGACUUCAUCAUCAAUACCAGUAGUGUUUAGCAGUGGAGGAAACAUAUCAGUAUUGACUAGUAAAAAAUCUAAGCUGGGAGCAGUUGAAGUGUGUGCAGAUAUGUACAGUGCAACCACACUUGAGACUGCUACUACUGUACCUGUGGUUCUUAGCAGUGAAGGAAUAAGCAUGGAUGUUCUAGCUGACGUCACAGAGAAGUCAGACAUCACAUCAGCUUCUUUAUCUGCAUCCCUGAUAAACAAAACUGCAGUCUUGGUAGAAACACCCCGAGGUUUGGUAUUGUCUGUGGGAAACGAAAUGAGAGCUGUUGCUUACAGUAAUCUUGCUGACAAUGCAGAUGUUCAGAACAGUCAGCUGCUCUCACUUGGCAACACGUACAUUCCAGUUGCAUUGCUGUCCCAGCAGAGUGGCUUAAUGGAAGACCAAGGAGGAGAGGUUGUCUUUGAAGGGACUGGAGUUGCUGAGGUAGAUGGCGAUGGGAUUGGUGAGCAGGAUGGUCCUAUUAUCUGCACCAAUGAGCUACCUAUGGUCACUCAGCAAGUAUUGACUGUACCAGCCUGUGAUGCUGAAGAACCCAAGAAGAAAAAUCGAGGGUGGCCUAAAGGCAAGAGGAGAAAAGCAACUCCAGAAGUCUGUGGACCUAGAGCUCCUAUGACUGGAUAUGUGCUCUAUGCUAUUGACCGACGACAACAGAUCAAACAAAGUCACCCCCACAUUCAUUUUACUGAAGUCACCAAGAUUCUGGGUCAAGAAUGGAGCAGCAUGUCUCCUGACAAAAAGCAGAAAUACCUUGAUGAAGCAGAGAAAGAUAAGCAACGUUACAUUGAAGAGUUGCAGGCCUUUCAAAAGUCAGAAAUGUAUCAAACACUUAUGAAGAAGAAAAAAUUAAAAGAUGGUGACCAGAGUGAUGAAGCUGGAGCAGUAUUCACAGAUCUGGAGGAUGACACAGAUGAGCUGCAAUGCAAAGCCUGUAACCUCUAUUUCAGCUCUCUCCACAACAAAAAGGAGCACAUGCUUGGACGGCAGCAUCUUCAAGUCAUUACAGACAAACUAGAAAAAGAGUUAAAGAAACAAGAGAAGCAAGAUGCAGCACUGAAAGAAAACCACUCAACUUGCGAAGAUAUAGUCUCACCAGAUACCUCUGUUUUGCUUUCUGAGAACAUGGACAACUCAGAGUCUUGCAAACUGUCAAGCCCAGUUGAUGUCAACAGCUUUAUUGUGGAAUUCAUCCAAAAGAACUAUGGUCGAGAGCAGGAGAUAUUGGCCCUUCGUCAGUCACUGCGCAAAUAUGUACAAGAUAACUGGAGCAUAUGCAAGCAAAUUCAAGAGCUCAGGGAAUGUGAAUCCAGAUUGAGACAAGACAUGAAAAACCUUACAGCACAUACCUCUACUUUAUCAGCACAGAUCAACAAUCUCAAGAUGGUUCCAACACUGUUUGGCAUUGUUGACUUUUGACCAAUAGUGAUACACAUUUAACCGAGAUUAUUUUGUCAUGCUUUUUAUGCAAGUGCUAUCCAUUUCCAGAUUUUGUUGUAAGCAUUACCACUUUAUUGUGUAACCUAUGUUAUGCAGGCAUUCUAGGGGGCAUCUUUGUUUACAGUCUAUAUAUUGCAGUCAAAACAAAGCACGGAAAAAAGUCACCAUGAACAGAAAUUGCGAUAACAGAGGUAGGAUUUUCUAAGGUGACCAGACGUCCCGCUUUAGGCGGGACAGUCCCGCUUUUGACCUUGUGUCCCUCCUGCCCAUCGGGCGGGACGCCCCGCCCGAUGUCCCGCUUUCUGGCAAGUCCAUCAAAUGUCCCGGUUGUCUUCAAAAAUCUGAAUACCGUACGCUGAUUCGCAUCCACGCCUUUGGUUUUGGUUUUUGGAAAGGUUUCCCCCACCUCUUAUUCGGCACUCUUUGUCAGUGAUGAAACCAUAUCAUCAGCACGCGUCCCGUUUUCGCUCCCGAAACGUCUGGUCACCUUAGAUUUUCUAUUUAAAAAAAAAAAAAGACCAAAAGUGUAAGAUUUUUCUGGUCUAAAAUUCUUUUUUUUUUAAAUUUGGCUUACAUUUUCUGGUUUCAUUGUUUUUAGGUAGAAGUGUAGCUGAGUUCAUUUACUUUUGUUCAUAAGGUAACCUCUUUCUGACAUGGUAAACAUUUACUGCUUCAUUUAAUGUCAUAACAAUUGCUCCAAUAAUUCACUUGAUGAAUAGAAAAACAGUUUGCAGUACUGCUUGUAACAGAAAUAUUCACUUAUUCAGAUCUUAGGCCAGUGGUGCCCAACCUUUUCUUGCGGGAGGCUGCUCUGGACAUGAUCUAAAAUCUUGUGGGCCAGAACAUGGCAGUUUUGCCAUAAUCAUGACGUUAAAAAUGAAAUUAUGAUGUCUGGUUAAAAUGAGGGGGCUAGGAUGUAGCACGCGUUUGAGCACCCCUGGUUUAGUCAGUAUAUUCAGCCUACUCCAGUUCAAUCCAGUCCAAGCUGCACUGAACAUGAUUUAAAAAUCACACAAUGUUAAAAAUGAAAGUAUGUUGCGUCUUAUUAAAAUGAGCCGUACAGAUGUGGUUGGUCACCCCUAUCUAAGACACUUUGAAUCUUGCUCUGUCCCUUACUCGUGUGUGUGUGUGUGCGCAUGCGCAUAUGCUCAGUCAACUAAAGUGUGCAUCUGUGUUGGCCAUUUAGUUGCAAUGUAUUUUUAUAUGUGAGUCUUUGUGUAAACAUGCAAGUCUAUAAGAGUUUACAUGCAAGUUGAAAGUUCAUUGUACAAAGUGCCAAGAAAAUUAAAAGAGUAAAAGUAAUGCCAUUGGGUGUUCUUUUUCAAUAUAAAUUAAGAAAUUAUUAAAUGGUGUUUAUCAACAGUAGGUUCUCUACUGUUUUGAUUGCUGUGUGCACAAAAAAAAGUGGCAGUAAAAAUCUGUCAGAGGCAAAUAAUUUUUUUUCAACUUGCACACAAACAAUACAAGAGACUCAGUGACCAGAAUAAUAUAUUAUAGAAAAAGUUCACUACUAAGAUCUUUGGUCUGAAGGUUUCGUCAACUUUCCAUGUGUGUAACGAAGCUCAUCAUUGUAGCCUUCUCUGUUUCGUGCGAUCUCAAUAGCCAAAAACUGUACUCGCACAC
Pomacea canaliculata is the source of this 3545-nucleotide messenger RNA. RefSeq lists its product as uncharacterized. Gene Ontology annotation, cellular component: nucleus. Bases 309 to 1901 code for a protein of 530 amino acids. Gene Ontology annotation, biological process: regulation of gene expression. The record is from RefSeq and is a predicted model, not a curated record. NCBI's taxonomy places the organism in Eukaryota, Metazoa, Mollusca, Gastropoda, Architaenioglossa, Ampullariidae. The transcript is spliced from 12 exons.